AUGUUUCCUGAUGGCAACGGCGGUCAUCUCUACAGUAGCCAUCUAAGUGGGAGUCCAACAGACGAUCGAGAAUUUGGUUCAGUGCUGUCCCCUCCAGGGAAUUAUUUGUCCCCUUCGUCAUUAGACAGCAGAUCGUCCUUUGUGACGGGAGCAUACGACUCUAAAAAUACCGCUACGACACCCUCUUCCCUCUCGAUUUUAAAUGCAUCAUCGUUAGAGCCACUUCCGUCCAUAUAUAGUAAUAAUAAUAAAAUAAUGGAUGCUUCAAACCUCAUUAAUUUGAAGGGUGAGGAAGCUCCAAGGUCUGGUGCGCCUCCAACAGCAGAUAAUUCGCCCUGCAACGAAUCUAACUCCGAAAGCACCCAUGGGAGUAAGAAUGGUCAUAUCGUGAAAAGAAAGUAUUCAAGAAAUGGAUGUGUGGAAUGCAAAAGACGGCGGAUGAAAUGUGACGAGACAAAGCCUAAAUGCUGGCAAUGUGACAGAUUAAACCGUGAUUGCGUUUACGUAUUGAACCAGAAAAACAAAAAGAGGAAGACCACGAAGAGGAGCAAGAAAAAUCAGCCUGAAGAUAAAGAAACUGAAAUUGCUGACAUAAAUGUGGACAGUCAUUUUAAUAAUAACGUGGAACUUACACACUUGUCUGAGCCUGAGAGGAGUUUGAGUGUCCCCAAUUUGGUACCUGUGGAACAGAUGAAUGGUUACGAUACUAAUCUACUGAUGCAGAACCUGAACGACAUCGUGAAUAUGAAACUAAAUGAGUCCAUCAUGCUAAAUUCGGACUUGAAAGAUUUUGAUCUUCCAGAUCUAGACAUCCCGGAUUUACUAGUAGGGGGAACGUCAUCUGCCAACUCGGUACCUAUAUCAUUCUUGGUGAACAACAUCAUCCAAUUCAAUAUCAAGAUCAGUGCAUUCAAACUUGGGGGCGUUCACGAUGACUACCUGAAGGUGUUUUACAAUGAUUGUCUAGACAGUAUUGCACCAUUUUUUCAGGACCAGGGGAAUCCGCUACGUGAUAUCCUUUUGUCAUUUGCAAGAAAUGAAUCUUAUUUGUUGUCUGCCAUUUUGUCAAUCGGGGCCUCGUUGGCACAUAGAAAAUCUGGUAAAUUGGAAGAUGAGAAAAACUAUUGUGCAUACUUGUCUCAUUGCCUAAACCUAUUAAGCGAACAGUUUAAGAACGAAUCUAACGUGGUGAAUAAAAUAGAACCCAUUAUAUUAACAGUGAUAUUGCUGGCAUGGGACUGCAUUUACACAAUGAAUUCUCGGUGGAGAUCACAUUUGAAGGGUGUCACCGAUCUGUUCAAGAAAAUCAACGAAGGAAAAUCCUCUAAAGUUUUAAACGUGGCCAAAUGUUGGUUCAAAGUUAUAGAGACAUUUGCCAGCAUCAGUACUGUUCUAGGGGGGUCUCUCACAGAUGAGGAUAUGGAUGUCAUUUUUGAUCCUUACAACUAUCAGUACGUGGACUCUUUGAAAUUUCUGAAUAUCAUGACUCCAUUAAACGAGUUCAACCUACUUCGCGGACACAAGGAGGAUUUUGACCUGGUCAUCCGAGAGGUCAUCCGAGCUUUGAACUACAUAAGAUCUUCCGAGAGGAAUGAGGUAUCCUCCAAAACAGGUAUGCUCGGUAAGAACAUGGAUUACUUAUUGUGGACUCCUCAGAUGGGCAAGGGAAAGGAGCAUAUUUCGUACUUUAGAAUACAAAAAAUAUUGGUUGAGAUAGAUAGGCAGUUGGAAUACCAAUUUAUCGAUAAAAGUGGUAUCAUCCCCGUUGGAAGUUCGUCGCAUCCUGAAAAAAGUUUUAUCAAAGAUAACGCCAUUGAUACUGUGACGUUAAGAAAUGGAGAAAAGAUCGCAAUCAGCUGGUACGAUAUAUCUCAUCAAACUCAAGUACUUUCAUUCUUGCUGAUCGUUCUUCUGAAGUUGCUAGGUAUCCCCAAGGAAUCAAUCAGCGUGCAACAGGUUGUGCAAAAGAUAAUGUCAUUUUUCAAAUAUUUGGAUAGCGAUGACCCUCCACAGAAUUCGAGGACAUGUUAUUCCAAUUUUGCUGUGUUGAUGGCAGGAUUAAAUGCGAUGGAUGAGGACACGCGGAAUAUUGUAAAGCGAUAUUACAAAGUGAACGGCGCCAACUUUAGAAGGUUAACGGAACACAACCUAACGCGACUGGAGAAAGUGUGGUAUGGUACAGACGACGACUACAAAUUGGCAGAUCAAGAUGUAUUAACGUGGUGA
Molecule: messenger RNA, 2226 nt
Organism: Huiozyma naganishii CBS 8797
Lineage: Eukaryota; Fungi; Ascomycota; Saccharomycetes; Saccharomycetales; Saccharomycetaceae
Gene: LYS14
Product: Lys14p
Exons: 1
Coding region: 1-2226 (741 amino acids)
Biological process (GO): positive regulation of transcription by RNA polymerase II
Cellular component (GO): nucleus
Molecular function (GO): zinc ion binding; DNA-binding transcription factor activity, RNA polymerase II-specific; transcription cis-regulatory region binding
Source: RefSeq, a predicted model, not a curated record